Molecule: messenger RNA, 136 nt
Organism: Dentiscutata erythropus
Lineage: Eukaryota; Fungi; Glomeromycota; Glomeromycetes; Diversisporales; Gigasporaceae
Source: the annotation of a GenBank genome assembly
UCCCCACGAGAACAACAGUCCCCACAAGGACAACAGUCCCAAGGACAGCAGUCCCCACGAUCCCAAGGACAAACAGUCCCCAUGAUCCUAAGGGCAACAGUCCCCACGAGGACAAUUCCCACAAGGACAAGAAGAU